Molecule: messenger RNA, 1452 nt
Organism: Aspergillus steynii IBT 23096
Lineage: Eukaryota; Fungi; Ascomycota; Eurotiomycetes; Eurotiales; Aspergillaceae
Product: 3-deoxy-7-phosphoheptulonate synthase class II
Exons: 6
Coding region: 1-1452 (483 amino acids)
Biological process (GO): aromatic amino acid biosynthetic process
Molecular function (GO): 3-deoxy-7-phosphoheptulonate synthase activity
Source: RefSeq, a predicted model, not a curated record
AUGACCAUGGACGAUUGGACCCCGAAUUCUUGGACUUCCAAGCCCAUUAAGCAGGACGUCCUCUACGGAGAUCCUCAGGGGUUGCAAUCCGCCUUGACGAAGUUGGGCAAGUUGCCGCCCUUGGUUACUACCCAGGAGAUUACCAGUUUGAAAGAGAGUCUUCGCAAUGUUGCGCUUGGGAAGGCCUUCGUGCUCCAAGGAGGAGAUUGCGCCGAGCUGUUCGACUAUUGUAAUCAGGAUAUGAUCGAAGCUAAGGUUAAGCUGCUGUUGCAGAUGAGUUUGGUUUUGAUUUGGGGUGCCAAUCGGCCUGUUGUGCGUAUUGCGCGCAUUGCGGGUCAAUUUGCCAAACCUCGGUCCAGCCCUAUGGAGGUGAUCGAUGGCGUGGAGAUGCCGUCGUUCCGAGGCGACAACAUCAACGGCUUCCCUGCGUCGCCUGAAUCCCGCAAGCCGGAUCCCUCACGACUGGUGUCGGCCUACUUCCACUCCGCUGCAACUCUCAAUUACCUCCGGGCAUCUCUAUCGUCUGGCCUGGCUGAUCUUCAUUCCCCGCUGGACUGGGGACUUGGCCAUGUUAUCACGCCAUCCAUUAAAGAGAAGUACGAGCACAUCGUGAACCGCGUCAAGGACGCCCUGCGGUUCAUGCAAACCGUGGGUAUCGAUACCGAUCGCGGUGUCGAGACCGUCGACGUCUAUACCAGCCAUGAGGGUCUUCUUCUUGAAUACGAACAAUCGCUCACCCGCCUCCUCAAAAACCCUUCCUCCGCCGCCACCGCCAGCACUACCACCGCUACAACUGACCAUAACAACCACAACCCACAGCAUUCCAACCCCCUAGCAUCCUACUACGCCACCUCCGCCCACUUCAUCUGGAUCGGUGACCGCACGCGCCAACUCGACGGCGCACACGUCGAAUUCUUCCGCGGCAUCGUCAACCCCAUCGGUAUCAAAAUCGGUCCCAGCAUGACCCCCUCCGACCUGACCCACCUCCUCGACGUCGUCAACCCGACCCGAGAGGUAGGCAAAGUCACCCUCAUCUCGCGCUACGGCGCCUCCAAGAUCGCCGACUACCUGCCUGCGCACAUCGCCGCCGUCCAGGCCUCGGGCCACAUCCCCGUCUGGCAAUGCGACCCCAUGCACGGCAACACGCAGUCCACCCCCUCGGGCGUUAAGACCCGCCACUUCAGCGACAUCCUGUCCGAGCUGAAACAGGCCCUGGAGAUCCACCGCGCCGCCGGCUCUUUCCUCGGCGGCAUGCAUCUCGAGUUAACGGGUGAGGCGGUCACCGAGUGCGUCGGCGGCGCCGCCGGUCUGACCGAGGAAGGUCUCGGCGAACGAUACACGACGUUCUGUGAUCCGCGACUGAACGAGAAGCAGGCGCUUGAGCUGGCGUUCCUAGUGGCUGGGUUCUAUCGUGAUAUGGAUGAGAAGGAUGAAUCGGCUUCUCCCCUCUAG